AUGUCUUUCCUUCUUAAUCACUUCAAGAUUCAUAUUUUCGUUACCUUCGUGAACUGUAACAAAGUCGAAUACUGUGGUGGCAGGUGCGCACAUUGCAGGGCCGAGGAGUGGCUUUCUUUCUACUUCUCUGGGAGCGCGCUUUUUCAAUGCACAUGCACUUAUAAAAGACAAUGUUUAUGGAUUUUCAAAGAUUCAACUAUCACAAGCAUAAUGUUAAAUUUUCAUCCAGUCAACAUCGCCUGUGUUGCCAUGGAAGUCACAUUGACUAGUGCUGAUGGAAAGUCUGUGUGUUGCAAUGCAGACAUCCUUGCUCGACACUCUGAGUAUAUUGCGGCGAUGCUACGUAGCCGCAUGUCUGAGAGCAAGAGUUUGCAGGUGAAAUUUGAGUACUUGUCUUUAGAGCAGCUACGCUGGAUUCGCGAUUAUGUGGGACAUUCGGCCAAAGACGAUAGGCCUAUUCUCACCUUUGACAAUGCAGCUAGUGUUCUAAAACCGGCUCCAGUGCCUCUUAUUGAGUGUGGAUCUUGUACAAUGGACAACAUAUUGUAUGUAGCUGGUGGACAGUCCAGGUAUACUAUUACUGGAAAGUUUGCUAAGAAAACUGUUUAUCGAUACAUUCCUUAUAGAAAACUAUGGCAGCAGGUGGCCGCCAUGAAUGAAUACCGGUGUUUAUUUUAUUUAGGGGUUUUAAACAACUGUCUCUAUGCUGUUGGGGGUAUAAACUGGACUGGAGUUCUUGGUAGUGUGGAGGUUUACCACUGUGAUCAAGAUGUUUGGCAAAGGGAUACAGAUUUACCAUAUCUUGUUCAUGAACAUGCAGACUCAGAAGCUGUGUCACCAUCUAGUGAUGAUGGCUACUUUCUUGUCUGUAUAAUAUUCUUUCUCAGAUUUUCCAAAUGA
Acanthosepion pharaonis is the source of this 900-nucleotide messenger RNA. The record is from the annotation of a GenBank genome assembly. Lineage: Eukaryota; Metazoa; Mollusca; Cephalopoda; Sepiida; Sepiidae.